UGAUUGGCUGCACCGCCCCCACGUGACGUCGAACUGGCGGCGCCGGUUGCCUGGGCGACAGCUGGAGAAGUGGCGGCGGAGCGGGUUUGGCGCGGGCGGCCGCGGCAGUGCAGCAGAGAUUUUUGCUGCCGUGAGAAUUAACAGUAACCGUUCAAUAUGGGGGAUGUUCUGGCUCACGAAUCAGAAUUACUUGCGCUAGUGAAAGAGUAUUUAGAUUUUGCUGAAUUUGAAGACACCUUGAAAACAUUUUCAAAAGAAUGCAAAAUAAAAGGAAAGCCAUUAUCUAAAACAGCAGGUGGCUCUUUAAGGGAUUCCAAAUCACUGGUCAUCCAGAAGGACCUCAUUGCUGCAUUUGACAGCGGAGACCAGAAGGUGUUCUUCGACCUGUGGGAGGAGCACGUUCCCAGUUCCAUCCGUGAUGGUGACCCCCUUGCCCAGAAGUUGGAAUUCUAUCUUCACAUCCAUUUUGCCAUCUAUCUUCUGAAACACUCCGUGGGGAGACCUGACAAAGAGGACCUGGAUGAGAGGAUUUCUUAUUUCAAAACCUACCUGGAGACCAAAGGGGCGGCGUUGAGCCAGACCACAGAGUUUCUCCCUUUCUACGCUCUGCCUUUUGUUCCCAACCCCAUGGUACACCCCUCGUUUAAAGAGCUCUUCCAGGAUUCUUGGACUCCAGAAUUAAAGUUGAAGUUGGAAAAGUUUCUGGCUUUAAUUUUUAAAGCCAGUAACACGCCAAAGCUUUUAACAUUAUACAAGGAGAAUGGACAGAGUAACAAAGAAAUGUCGCAGCAGCUCCACCAGCAGCUGAUAGAAGCCGAGCGUAGGUCAAUGACGUACCUGAAGCGGUACAAUAAGAUCCAGGCAGACUACCACAAUCUCAUCGGGGUCACGGCAGAGCUGGUGGAUUCCCUGGAGGCCACGGUCAGUGGCAAGAUGAUCACGCCAGAGUACCUGCAGAGCGUAUGCGUCCGUCUCUUCAGUAACCAGAUGCGACAGAGCCUGGCCCACAGCGUGGACUUCACGCGGCCUGGGACGGCUUCAACCAUGUUAAGAGCCUCCUUGGCACCAGGGAAGCUGAAGGAUGUCCCAUUGCUGCCCUCCUUGGAUUAUGAGAAACUGAAGAAGGAUUUGAUUUGGGGGAGUGACCGCUUGAAAGCCUUCUUGUUGCAGGCUCUGCGCUGGCGCUUGACCACAUCCCUUCCUGGAGAGCAGAGGGAGACCGUUCUGGAAGCCUACAUUGGCAACGACCUCCUGGACUGUCACAGCCACGGCCAGAGGAGUGUGCUUCAGCUGCUGCACUCCAAGAGCGAGGUGGUGCGACAGUACAUGGCCCGGCUCAUCAAUGCCUUCGCGUCCCUGGCGGAAGGUCGUCUCUACCUGGCCCAGACCACAAGGGUGCUGCGGAUGCUGGAGGAAAGGCUGAAGGAGGAAGACGAGGACGUCGUCACCCGGGAGAACAUUCUCGGGGCCUUGCAGAAGUUCAGCCUCAGGCGCCCGCUGCAGACAGCAAUGAUUCGAGACGGCCUCAUCUUCUGGCUGAUUGAUAUUCUGAAGGACCCCGACUGCCUGUCUGACUAUACGCUGGAGUACUCGGUGGCUUUGCUCAUGAACCUCUGCCUCCGGAGCGCAGGGAAGAACAUGUGUGCCAAGGUGGCAGGCCUGGUGCUGAAAGUUCUUUCGGAUCUGCUCGGCCAUGAGAACCACGAGAUACAGCCGUAUGUGAACGGAGCUCUGUACAGCAUCCUUUCUAUUCCGUCCAUUCGUGAGGAAGCAAGGGCAAUGGGAAUGGAGUACGUCCUCCGCUGCUUCAUCAAAGAAGGCAAUGCCGAAAUGGUUCGCCAGAUCGAAUUCAUCAUCAAGCAGCUUAAUUCAGAGGAGCUACAGGAUGGUGUUCUUGAAUCUGAUGAUGAUGAAGAGGAAGAUGAUGAAGAGGACCAUGACACUAUGGAAGCUGAUCUGGACAAAGACGAGCUGAUCCAGCCCCAGCUUGGAGAGCUGUCGGGCGAGAAGCUUCUGACCACGGAGUACUUGGGAAUCAUGACCAACACGGGGAAGAUGAGGCGGAAGGGCCUGGCCGGUGUGCAGCGCAGUGCCGACGAGCCCCUGUGCCGGCCCGUCACCCCUGGCGGCCACAGGACGGGGUACCCAGUGCCGGAAGACCAUCCCGUUCCUCCCCAGAUGGCCCAACGUGCGGGAAACGGCGGCCUCCCGUCCCUGACAAGCGCCCCCCAUCCAGUGCACCAGGGGGGUGAGGCUGGUGCUUCGGGGCCUUCACCCUCCACGGUGGACAUCAAACCGGGAGAAUGGUUGCCAGCGGGACAUCAGGGAGAGGUUCGUCUGCCCUCGGCGGAGGACCCCAGCCAGGCCCUAGACGGUGGAGACACCACCAGGGAAUUUACGUCAGCCUUCACCUGCAAGCCCCGGACCCCCCGGGCCCCUGAGAUCCUGGACCUGAACUCACCCAAGGCCAAGGCAUCCGCUCUGGCCCCUCAGUUCUCCUCGUGUGGCCCCCAGCAGGCCAGCCGCCCCGGCUCCGUGACCUCCUCCACGAGAGGACCACAGAGCGGCCAAUCUUACAGGAAGUGAGGAUGGCCUCUUCGCCGGUGUCACCGUCCCGUUGCCCGAGGACCCGCCAGCUUCCCUUCCUCAGCCGGCCAGCAGCUGCAGGUGACAGAUGUGGAGGAGACCGUUGUCUGCCAGCGGCCAGGCGAGGCUAGCUCUCCGGGCAGCCCAGGAGCAGGCCCCCCACAGCCCCUGGGACACCGGGUCCCGUCCCCGCCCGUCCCCGGCCGCCCCUCACACGCAGGAACAGACCUGGGUAGACGGUGCGAGCUGCUCACGUCAGGAGCCUGUGGGGGGGAGCAGGGACUGGAGACUCGGCCCGAGACGGGGCCUUGGCCUCCGUGGAAACUGUCGCUCCUCUCUCGGUCCAGCCAGAAGGAGAGUGAAGGGAUUUAGAAUAAGGGAGACGCAUCCUGAAGCCAUAUUCCUGAGCAGCAGAUUUGAUAUUCUUCCUUUUUUAGAAUCUGGGACGAAUAUGAUAUAUUCCCGUACGUAGCUUGGACUGUAUCGCUGUUUCCGAUCUUCUGCACGCGUGUUAUAAAGGCCUCGUAGGGUUGACGCCACUUCCCCCUCCCCUGCCUCCUUUAAGACCGUAAACACAAACAGCUCCCCUGGCAAAAUGAGCGGGGGAGGCUUGCCCCUUGCAGUGGGUGACGUCAGAGCUCACGCCUUAGGAGAAAGGAGAGAACUUUGCCCGCCGAGCCAGCGAGGUCCCCCAAACUAGUAGCAGAAUCUGACCUCUCCUCCAAUAUAAAUACUGAAAUAAACUGAAUAUUUAGACGGUCCUUGCGUGUGGUAGGGCGUGUGUGUGCGUGUGCGUGCGUGUGUGUGAAGUUAUGUACUCUACCCUAAGCACUCCAUCUGCCAUGGCUAUGCCCUUUAGAGAAGACCUCCCUGUGGUCCCGCUGGAUGUAAAUAGAGAAGAUUUCAUUUUUCGAUGGCCUCCUAGCUCCUCAAGAGAGCAAGCAGAGGAGGGAAGCAGAAGAAUGGUAGAGCAGGCCAGUCACCAGGUUGUCCCCACGACAUCCGUAAACUUGUCACGGGCCAGGAUCCUGGGUUAAUCUUGUUUUUGGCAGUGGCACAAGGCCGGGCACGUUAGAACUCUGUGGUCACGUGACUGGCCCGGAAGCCGCAUCUGGAUUCUCUGGAAACGUGUGAGCCCCUCUUUGUUCCUGGGGAAGAAAGCUGCGGAGAACAAGGCCCUACCUUCUUCUUGGGAAGGCACCCCAGGCGCUCGGCGACUCCUGACUUGGAAGUAUGAAGAGAAAACACCCACACUUAUCACAGGUACUAUCGAUGUGGACAGAGACCGGGUCCCUGAAACGGGAUCACUCCACGGUGACACUUUGAAAAGUGGUUGCGGAGGAACGUAAUGGAAAAGUCUCUCCUGUUCUCCCCAGUAAAUCCACUCCCUUCAGAUUCCUCGGAUGCCGCUGACUGGCGCGGCCUUUCCCCUGCCUUCGUGUGGGAGCAGCCCCGUCUCCAGAAAUCCAGAGGGAAUGGAAGAGUCCUCAGUUUCCCCCCCUUCUCCACGGUGAAAAGGCAACUGCUGUUUUUCCCUCAAACCUGCAGAUGAGCUGAAGUCUGGUUUGUAAACGUCUAGUGACUUGAAGGGGGGAAAAAAACGACAAUCUUUUAGCGAUUCAGGGAGUAUCCAGUCCUGGAUCAAACUGCACUGAAGUCAUCAGGUGUGGUUGGGGUGGUUCUUGGGGGAAAGUAAAUACUGUCCAGCCUCCGCACCACGCCCUGGGAGACUCCUCUCGCUGCAACACAUGUCCACAUGCCACGGCUGAUGGCUAGCAAGAGGCUUGGUAAAAUACCAGCUACUACCUCUUCCCAAAUAUCCCAGCUAUCUGCUAGCCUCACUGAGUUUGCCGGGGUCAGACAUGAACGCGACCGACCUAUGGGGGAAAGAAUCGAGUAGAUGAAUGAACCCAAAUGGUUUCAAAGGUCAUCUGGACAUUUAGUCAUAGAGCCACUAGGAUUGGCCCAUGACACCUACCCAGGGAGCCGUGGUGGAGAGCCUGUGGAAAUUUUGAGAACGGUAGGCCUACAGAAAGAUCACUUCUUCGCCUGGAAGCUGACCCCACCUCUCCAGUUACCUGGCCUCCUAAUUUCUCCUGAGCAGAAAUUAAAUUUUUUUUUUAAUGUUGCUUUAUUUUUGAGAGAAACAGAGACAGAAUAUGAAUGGGUUGGGGCAGAGAGAGAGGGAGACCCAGAAUCCAAAGCAGGCUCCAGGCUCCGAGCUGUCAGCACAGAGCCCGACGCGGGGCUCGAACCCAUGGACCGCGAGAUCACGACCUGAGCCGAAGUCGGACGCUCAACUGACUGAGCCACCCAGGCGCCCCAUCUCCUGAGCAGAACUUGAUCUCAUUUUGCUUCAUUCACAGUAAGGUGCAACUAUCUGACAACAGCUUAAAUUUUGACCUUGGGUGGGAAUAUAAUAGGUAGAAGUUUGAGAUCCAAUCAGAUACCAGCAGUCAGUAGGUUGGGAAGGAUUUAACUCAAAUCUAAAGAACUAAAUAAAAAACAAAUACACAAAUAAGACUAAUGCAAAAAUUCCAUGACCAAAAAAGCCAAACUUUGUAAUAAAAACAAGAUCUGACCCUGUGUUUACUAAAUCCUGAUCCCGGCCCCAAUUCCAAUAAAGCUUUUUUUAGCGAAAAGGGCAGCCAGCCCAUGAGCCAGA
Molecule: messenger RNA, 5251 nt
Organism: Leopardus geoffroyi (Geoffroy's cat)
Lineage: Eukaryota; Metazoa; Chordata; Mammalia; Carnivora; Felidae
Gene: ARMC9
Product: armadillo repeat containing 9
Exons: 25
Coding region: 157-2586 (809 amino acids)
Biological process (GO): cilium assembly
Cellular component (GO): ciliary basal body; ciliary tip; centriole
Molecular function (GO): protein binding
Source: RefSeq, a predicted model, not a curated record